Bufo gargarizans (Asiatic toad) is the source of this 8498-nucleotide messenger RNA. It is a transcript of the gene DYRK3, whose product is annotated as dual specificity tyrosine phosphorylation regulated kinase 3. The transcript has 3 exons. The record is from RefSeq and is a predicted model, not a curated record. Gene Ontology annotation, biological process: peptidyl-threonine phosphorylation; peptidyl-serine phosphorylation; cytoplasmic stress granule disassembly. Gene Ontology annotation, cellular component: nucleus. The coding region runs from base 132 to 1838 and encodes 568 amino acids. Gene Ontology annotation, molecular function: protein serine/threonine kinase activity; ATP binding; protein serine/threonine/tyrosine kinase activity. NCBI's taxonomy places the organism in Eukaryota, Metazoa, Chordata, Amphibia, Anura, Bufonidae.
CCCGCACGGCCUCAGUCUGGGGCUGUGGAUCGAUCGCUAGUCUGGUUGUGUACGGAGACAGAGCAGUGUCCCGUGUAGGAGCCCAAGCCGCGCCCGGGGAUGGAUUGCGCCGAGCCCUCCAGCUGGCAGCCAUGAUGAUCCUAACAAGAAAGCCCGAGGGCCCCAUCACAGCAGUGAGAUACAGAGAUGGAUUGUAUGAUUCCUACAUGAGGCUUGAUCAGGUGGCAGCGCAGGAUGCUGCAGGAGAAAAAGAGAGCCCCUCCACCCUCCCGUCAAUCGGAAGACUUGCUAUAAGUGGAAAUAAAUCCACCAUGAAGGAUCAUCAGCAAGUAAAGGUUCAGCAAUUAUUUGAGGACUCUGGCAACCGUAGAGUCAGUGCUGGACUAACAGGGACGGAUAGUGCUUUACCAGUUUUGACUAAAGAAAAGAGUUCCGACAGUUCAGGCACAUCAAAAUCAAGUGACAGCUCCACCAAGUCUUCUAAAGCCACAUAUUUGAGUCCAGAACAUGCACUGAAGCAAUACAAACAUCAGCUGUCUACUUACGAACUUCAGGAAAUUGGCAACUUUACAGAAGUAUAUUUUAUAGGCCCAAGUGCAAAGAAGAGGCAAGGUGUUGUAGGAGGUCCUAAUAAUGGAGGGUAUGAUGAUGACCAAGGAGGGUAUACAUUGGUGCCACAUGACCAAAUAUCUUAUCGCUAUGAGGUGUUGAAGGUUAUUGGAAAAGGUAGCUUUGGGCAGGUUGCAAAAGUUUAUGACCACAAACUCCACCAGCAUUUGGCUCUUAAGAUUGUCCGCAAUGAGAAGAGAUUCCAUCGCCAGGCAGCCGAAGAGAUACGUAUCCUCGAACAUCUUAAGAAACAGGAUAAGACCGGGAAUAUGAAUGUAAUACAUAUGUUGGAAAGUUUUACCUUCCGCAAUCACAUUUGCAUGACUUUUGAGUUGCUGAGCAUGAACUUGUAUGAACUGAUUAAGAGAAACAAAUUCCAAGGUUUCAGUCUACAGUUAGUUCGUAAAUUUGCUCAUUCAAUCCUUCAAUGCUUGGAGGCCCUGCACAGGAACAAAGUCAUCCAUUGCGACCUUAAACCAGAAAACAUUUUACUUAAACAACAAGGCCGCAGUGGAAUCAAAGUUAUUGACUUUGGUUCUAGUUGCUUUGAGCAUCAAAGAGUGUACACGUAUAUACAGUCUCGGUUCUAUCGAGCUCCAGAGGUCAUACUGGGAAGCCGUUAUGGCAUGCCCAUUGAUAUGUGGAGCUUUGGGUGCAUUUUAGUGGAGCUUUUGACUGGCUACCCAUUGUUUCCAGGGGAAGAUGAAGGAGAUCAGUUGGCAUGCAUGAUGGAGCUCCUUGGAGCACCACCUCCAAAGCUGCUAGAACAAGCCAAGAGAGCAAAGAAUUUUGUCAACUCUAAGGGAUAUCCUCGUUACUGCACAGUGACCACACUUCCCAAUGGAUCUGUGGUCUUGAAUGGAAGUAGGUCACGUAGGGGAAAGAUGCGUGGUGCUCCUGGGAGCAAGGACUGGGUGGCAGCAUUAAAGGGUUGUGAAGAUGCUCUUUUUAUAGACUUUUUAAAAGGUUGUUUGAACUGGGAUCCAACAGCACGAAUGACCCCAAGUCAAGCACUACGACACCAGUGGAUUUGCAAGAGGAUGCCUAAACCCCCUGUCAUGGACAAGUCCUCAGGAAAAAGGAUUACCAGCCAUACCAGCUCUUUCCCAGGAAUUAGCUCCAAGUUACCUCCUGUAGUGGGUGUGGCCAAUAAAUUAAGAGCUAAUUUAAUGAAUGACUCUAAUGGGAGCAUACCACUUCGAACUGUUUUACCCAAGCUAGUCAGCUAAUCCUCACCAAUAUUAAGCACAGCAAUGAGAACAUUUUUAACCAACAUAACUGAGGGAUUUUAAGCAUUUUAAUUUUUAAAAAAAUGUAUGAAACAAGAUGAAAAUAUUUGGCUAUGUAAAGUCAGGAUUUCUACAUUAAAUUCUGUUUUAAAGGGCUAAGCAUUUCAAUCACCAUCUGAUACACACUUGAGUCUUUUUGUUAUCGGUCAGUAUGUUCUUCCUAGGAACAUGUAAAGCAAUAAUAGAAAAAUGAAGGUGUACGUAUAGACAAUUUCUGUUUACUUGUCAGAGUAAUGUUAAUUCAGCCAUUACGUAGUAGGAGGUACCAAAAAUUCCAGUUUUUGCCCACAUUUGUCUGCUUCAGGUUGGCCAAAUGUGCAGUUUGCCAAAGUUGACAAACAUAAGGAAUAGAAAGACUUUUGACCAUGAGCUAGAGUAGCUGAGCGCUGUUUAAUGUGCCACUUUAGUUUAUGAGGGACUCGUGAGGGCCACAUUUUCACUUUAAUACCCCCUCCCCCAUUCAUUUUAAUAUUUCUACAUUUACUUUUGCUUUGAUAACAGUAAUUCCCAUCAUCGAGUGCAGUUAUUGAGACUUUGCCAGAUAUGUAAUAACCAGAGUCCUGUCCUUAGGAGAUUAAACAUUGUAGACCUUAUACUUUGUUUUUUAUGCUGGCCAUACUGUUUAGAUAGCUGCUGGCCAAAUAAGUGAACAAGCUUGCAAGCUAUAUCUCCUGGACCCCCAUCUCCUCCCCCUCCCCAUACAGAUGUACGCACAGCUCGGAUAAGCAUGCAUAUAUUCUGAAUGGGGAGAGGGGCAUGUGUCUGGCAGCAGCUUACCUCUCAUGAGACCAAAAGGAUCAGGCUGUCAGAAGAAAGUUGGACCACCAAAAUACAUGGUGGUAAUCCAACUGGAAUAGUCAGGUUAUCUGAUGUUUAUGGCCAGCUUUUCUCGUUGUAUUUUCCGUCUGUUCAGACAGUCAGACUUUUUAGAAAAAAUAUAGAAAUAAAAUCUAUUUCUAAAUAUCCCUGUUCUUUAAGUGCUCAGUCAGAUGCGCGAUAUUAACAUCCGGGUGUUGUCCAUGUGUAAAACAUACAGCACCUGGACUAAAUAAUGGCUCGAUUCACAUGGGUGAUUUUCCACAUGGACCAUCGUUCCGUGUAGAGAUCGCAUCAUGCACAGUUUAGGUCAGAUUCUUCGCAUAAAUUUCAUCCAUUCUAGUGACUGGGUGAACAAAAAAAUAGGCCAUGUACGGACUCCAUCCAUGUGCGGUACAUUUAAAAAAUUUAUAUAUUUUUUUUUUUUCCAGCCAGUUCACCAAUAGGUUUUAGCUCAAUCGUCUUAAUGAGCCCUUAAACGGUCUCCAAACCAAGACACUGUCAGAUGCCUGUAGCCCACAACUAAAACAAUGAUGUGCAGCUGGCAUUUCUCUAUUACCCCUGUCAUUGCCAAGACCUUUUUAUCCAAAUGAUCUCCUUUUAGUUUUAAGCCAUGUACCCUCUCAAACUUCACUUCAGAUCCAGUGCCACUACUUCUCAUAGUGUGUUGAAGGUCAGGAGCUGAAUGCUGAAUUCCCAUAUGCAGUUUUUGAACCAGACAUGGAAAUAGAUCCUAAAUGGAAUGAUUUAAGGGCCCUUUUACACGUGCCGACAAGUGAACAGAUUAUCGCCAACUAGUGUUACUAGUAAUGCUCAUUAGCGAUAUUCGGGCUGUGUAAAUGCACCGCUGAUUACCCGAUGAACGAGCAGCGCAGAUGAUAAUGGUUUCCCAGUUACAGAUUGUGCUAUGUACACAUGAUCUGCUUCCGGGAAACAAUAAGCCGUUACGGGGAAGAGCGACGGCAUUAGCCAUGGCCCCUACCCAUGUUCUGGAUGAGAUGGCUGCAUGUAAAUGCGCUGCUCUCCUCUAUUGAUCAGCUGAUUGUCGUCCCGUUUAAAGGGACCUUUAGGCCACUUUCAAACAAUCUGUGUUUGAUCACUGAUUUCCAUCAGUGAUUGUGAGCCAAAACCAGGAGUGGAAGCUACACAGAAAUAAGGUGUAACAGAAAGAUUUGCACAUUUUCAUUGUUUUUGACCCGCACCUGGUUUUGGCUCACAAUCGCUUAUGGAAAUCACUGACCAAACACUGACUGUGUGAAAUCGACCUUUAUAUUUCUCCUCCUUUUGGAACCAAUUGGGUGUUUUGACUUAAAAAAAAAAAUGACAUCUUAAACUUCAGGUAGAAAUCUAGUCUCAGGCCUUGUUGCUUUGUGCAUGAGAAAGGGACUGUUAAAUGUCAAUGUGUCAUGAUGAUGUCCCCAUGUGAAGCAGAUGAAGUGACCUGUGGCUAGUGAUGUCCAUUCCAGCUUCAAUGUGUCACAUAUUUAUGGCUGUUAGCAGUCUACUGAGGAGCAAAACAAUGCUUAUGGCAAUCCUAGAGGUUUUUUAGAUUCGUUUUACUUGGUGCUAUGUCAAGAGUUGAAUGGUCAUUGAGGUGCAGUGCUCCAUUUGUGGAUCAAAUGAGCAAUCUGAUAUAUUCCUACAGUGUGAUACUGACUUUAAUGGAAAGCUAAAAUAUAAAUGCAUCCCCUAAAGAACUAAGACAUAUUUUUUUUAAUGGUAAAUAACCUACAUAUGUAAAGUCAUUCCUGUUAAGGAUACGGGCAGAAUUACCUGAUGUCAAUGUAUGUUAGAUUUGAUGGUUCAUCCUCAGAAGAGUUUGCUGUGCAUUUGUAUAUUCGAGAAGAAGUCUGCCCUAGACUUUUUUUUUUUUUAUGGCAUGCUUGGAUGCGGUGUGGAAUUUUGGUUUGGGGUUUGAAAAAAUUUGGCUGAUAAAACAUUGCAGUUGGUAUCAGAAUAUCUUACAUAGUUUGUCUUAUAUACCCUGCUUUUGGCUUCAGUUUUUAACCUAUUUGUUUGUAUUUUAACCAGAAAUGUAUUUUUUUUUUUUUCUAAUUGUCAUUGACCCUUCUUCUGUCUACAUAAAGACACUUGAUUUUAAAUGCUUGGUCAUAACCACCAUACUAGGACAAUCCAUUUUUAAAGGAGUCUAUAUGGGGGGGAUAAUAUGAAAUGAAGUCCACUCCCCAUCCCUUGAAUCCUGGUGCAAACAGCACCAAACAUAACCCCUUCUAACAUGUCAUAAAAAAUAUGUUUUGUAGGGUUUAAGACCACUACAAUUUCAGUGAUUUGGUCAUUGUUUGGUUGGUGUUUUCCAUCACUGAUUGUGAGCCAAUACCAGGAGUGGAGCCUACAGAGAAAUGAGGUAUAAUGGAAAGAUCUGCUCUUGUUUUGAGUUUUUUGACUCGCACCUGGUUUGGGUUCACAGUCACUGAUGAAAAUCACUGACCAAACACUGCAGUGUGAACAAGGGCUAAAUGUCAUGUCACGUACACAUGCUGUAGAAGUGUAAUUGUUAGAUUCAGACCUCUGGGACUACCGUUAUGCCUGAUAUUCCUGUUUUGAGCGGGUAGAUGGCCCCAUCUAGCUCUAUUCAUUGUUUUCGGCUUCUUGCGUACCUCAAUCAUCCCCGGGACAUUCUGGACAGUUUUUUAUAAAUGAUAUCAAAGAGCGAUUUAGAAGAUGGUAAAGCAUUGUGGAGUUUAAAGGCUACAAAGAAAGUGAUUUGAAUGUAAUGUAAGGUUUUUAGAUUAAAAAAAGAUGUUGGUGGAUCCGAUUUAGAGCUUUUGCUCCAGGAACAGCCUCUAUUGUGCGACAGAUGUAAAAUACGUUAUGACAAAAUAUGUAAGUUUUAUGACCGUAUCUGAAACUUGGUUUUAUCCCUUUGUAAUGGGUUUUUCAUGUCCAUGAAAGUGCAGGAUGAGAAGUCACGUGUGCACAUCACAGGUGUCUCUAGGGACAAUAGCAGAGAGAUCACAAGAAUAAUGAGGGCGGAUGACAUUGUAGAUCAGAGGCAGCAAUGACAAAGCGUAGGAUAAAUGACCAUAAAAGACAUGCCACACCCUGACUAUACUUCCCUAGUCUUCUCAGCAGAUAGCGGGGCUUUUUGGGGGAAGGGGAGGGGAUGUGUUGCGGAAAAAAAACACACACACACACACGUAAACUGUAAGUGAAAAGCUUAACAAUAGUGUGGAGUUAGGCUAACCACAGUAACCUCCAUGUGCCCCUCUAGCUAGAAGCUCUUUUAAUCCCUGAGAGGAAAAGAGAUGUAAUUCCCCUGUUAAUAAACCUGAACUUGAUUGCUUUGUAUGUGACGGGAUGUUGUUCUGCUACGCUCUACAUACAUUUUCUGAGGUCAUUCAGCACUGGUUUCCUGUAAAUAGAAUGCGUACAGGAAAUCCUGCAUGCAUUCAUACCACGUUGGUUAGCUGCUGAAAAGAUACACGUUGUCACGUCCAUAAGGCUCUCCGAAGGAAAAAGUCUGUAUGAUGGAAAACUAUAAUUUAUCCAACCCCCCAUAACAGUAUUGUGAAAUUCUCUGCAUUGUUAGAGAGACCAUUUCUGCCUAGGUAGCCAAGGCUAUUCUGAAGCUGUUCCAAAUUACCAUAUAUUGCCCUAUGCAGAUAUGACUUCCUGUAUAGGACAUCCUAGGAAGAACCAGAGUUGACCAGUUGUGGGUGGUGGCAAAUGACAGAACGAAAGAACCUUUUUAUCUGAAACAUUUGGCUAAACGAGUUCUAUCACCUCCUUCUGUUCCAGGGGGAGGGGUGGGGGGGGGGGGGGUGAAGAAAUUCUUCACAGUAUGAGGAUGAGACUAGAUAUCAUAUACUGGCUUUUAGGAAACAGCACCAUACUAAAUGAUGUCUGCAUCCUUGUACCUCUCCUUUACCAGUUUCCUCAUUAGAGCUCCACGAAGUAAAGCACCAUAGGUCCUGAGGCAAAAAUGAUUUGCAUACUGUGGGGUAAUCCACCACAUUCUGUUUGUGACCGAGGUGCACAACCUUCAAAUUUCAUUUACUACAGGUUGGGCAGAAUGCUACUCGAGGUUGUGCCACUUUUGCCUCAAUUUCCAGCAGAAUUUCUGCUGAUUGGGUACUGCACAACCCCAGAGGACAGAUGGACCUUGUGUUUUGCAUGGAGUAUUAUGUGUGAUGUGACCAGAAAAGUGAAGCUUGUUAUGAUUGUCAGGAAUUUUAGAGAUGGAAAACUAGGACUGUUAUUUAUUAAAGUUUUAUUGCUUUCAGACUGGUAGACGGUGCGUGUUUGCAGGAGCUGGUGUUUCUCCAUAUGAAAGACAUGGGAUGCUCUUUUUUUAUUCCUGAUUUUAUUGCAGUGGUGUUACAUAGGGCGUUGUAAAUACUACAGACUGACGGCCGAGCUUCUAAGAAGCACCUUUUUGAAUAUUAACAUAUUUCAAUUGCUAAUUUUUUAGACCUUUUCUGAUAAGAACUGCAAUGUUUGGGGUUAAUGUUAAAGGGCUUUCUCAGUACAUUGUCAUCACCUAUCCCAUAUAACGGCAUAUCUUCUUUUUACAAACUCCACACAUUUUCCCAGGUUUUGGCUUUGAAAUGUUUUUUUUUUUUUUUUUUUUUUUUUUUUUGUUCUCAAUGUUCUGUAUUUCCUUGCUAGAAACACCAUACGUGGUGUUUGUCCCAAAAUGAUUUGAAGAGGUCCUAUCAUCCCUGAUGUGUCUGUUUUAGUAAAUAAUUGGCUUGUCCAUGUAAUAUUUAGCUGCUGUUCCACCUAGAGAUUUAUAAAUUGACAGCUGAUUGGAAAGUGUAACACCCAGUUGUCAAUUUAUUUACAUUUUUCGGAGGAAUUGUACAAUGCGGAUUUCUAAGAAACAAUGCUCCAGCUUUUUUUAUUUUUAUUUUUUUAAUAGGGAAUACAAGUAUUUAGUAAAACGGACAUGUCAAGGGAGACAACAGGUCCUCCCUAAAACUAUUUUAGAGAUCUUAUUUCAGAACCCAAAAUUGGGAGCUUGCUUAUAUAGCAAGCAGUCAAGACCCAGAUGUGACACUGGUUAGAUGAGAUUUAGCUUCUAUGGGCAACAUGUAAACCUGUAGAUUGGCUGUUUAUACUUGAAGCCCUUAAAUUUUUUCUCCUCGUGGUUGUACCUAAAACACAUUUGCAUGUACAGUAUGUACUGUACCUAUUAUACCAACAUGUAGGACUGUUCUUCUAGAUUUUGGUUUAGUGUUGGGUAUGCCUCAUGUUUCAUUUAUCUGGGAAAAGUAAAUAAAUUCUAUGCAAUGUUUUUUUUUCUGCUAGUACAAUAAGCUAAUAGUUACAUCUUGGAGUAUAUACAGUAUUUUAAUGUAUUGCUCCAAUAUGUUGAUGUCAAUGUUAACAUUUUAGAAAUGUUUUGCAGCCUGCUCCUUUACUGUCAUUUUUCACUCUGUUGCCAUUUGCUAUCCGAUCCUUACGUCUAUGACUUUACAGGCUCCACAAAUGCUAAAUGUUUACGUCUGAGAGGAGCAAUCCCAUCGUACGUUCUGCACUGGCCAUGCGCCCGUUCAGUUUCCAUUGAUCUAUUAAUUUCUUGUACCUACUGUGAGAUGUUUUGUAUAUAUGUGGCACUUUGAAAUAUGUGUGGUUUGUAGACAUUGAAUGUUUUUAUUUUUUUUUGUGACGUGUGGGAUAUGCAAUCCUUUGGAUCCAGCAUCAUAUUUCUACCAAAAAAGUGUAAAAUGAAAUAUGCAAAUAUUUGCUACAACAUUUGUAAAGUAGGGUCCAGUUGUAUUAUCUGUCCAUAUUGAAAUAAAUAUUUUUUUUUUUUGCAAA